AUGACUUCGUAUGGUGUCGAUUUCGGCCUCAUCGGUGGUCUCCAGGCCAUGGUGGCCUUCCUCAAGGUCUUCGGCUAUGAAGAUCCCAACACCGUCAUUGGCUGGAACAUCCAGACCACCCGCCAGCAGCUCAUCGCCUCUCUCAUGACCCUCGGCGCCUUCAUCAGCUCCGGUCUCGCCGGUGUCGUCGCCGCCAAGCUCGGCCGCAAGCACUGUCUCUGGGCUGCCUGCCUUCUCUGCUGCGUUUCCAACAUCAUCAUGAUGACCACCACCAGCAUCGGUGCCCUCUACGCUGGCCGCUUCCUCAUCGGUCUCGCCAACGGUUACUUCAUGACCUUUUCCCAGCUUUACAUCCAGGAGUCUAGCCCCGCCAAGUACCGUGGCUUGUUCCUCACCGCUUUCCAGUUCUUCACCUCCGUCGGCACCUUGAUCGGCUCCAUCGUCGAUUGGGCCACCGCCAAGCGCCCCGACAAGUCCGCCUACCUCAUCCCCCUCGGCAUCAUCUACGUCGUGCCCGUCUUCCUCACCGGCCGGUACGAGGAGGGUGUCAAGGCCCUCACCUGGCUCCGCCCCGUCAACGGCGACCCCGAGGGUGAGGCCCGCGAGAUCCAAAACGCCAUCGACAAGGAGAAGGAGACCACCAGCGGCGUCGGCGUGCUCGACAUGUUCCGCGACCCCGUCGACAGGAGGCGCACUUUCCUCGCCGUCUGCUCCGUCACCCUCCAGGCCGCGUCCGGUUCCAUGUUCAUCAUCGCCUACAAGGCCUACUUCUUCACCAUGGCCAAGGUCUCUGAUCCUUUUGCCAUGAGCAACGUUCUCUCCACCAUUGGUAUCAUUGCCAUUCUCGCCAACUCCUUCAUCGUCGUCCGCUUCGGUCGCCGUCGUGUGCUCCUCACCAGCGGUCUCAUCGGAUGCUGCAUCCUCCAGCUCAUCAUUGCCAUCGUCUACCAUAAGCAGCCCGGCACCAUCACCACCGGUAAGGUCAUCGUCGCUCUUUCUUGCUUGUACAUGAUGAGCUACAACGGUAUGAUUGCCCCGUACGCCUGGUUGGCUGGUGGCGAGAUCCCCUCUCAGCGCCUCCGAUCCUACACCUUCGGUCUCGCCGCCGCCGUCGGUUUCCUCGGUGCCUGGAUCACCACCUUCACCGCCCCUUACUUCAUCAACCCCAGCGCCCUCAACUGGGGUCCCCGCUACGGAUUCAUCUGGGCUCCUUCUUGCCUCAUCGCCGCCGCUUGGGUCUUCUUCUUCCUUCCUGAGCUCAAGGGCAGGACUCUCGAGGAGAUUGACGAGAUGUUCUACGCCAAGCUCCCCGCUCGCCAGUUCAGGCACUACGUCUGCACCGGCACUGGCUCCUCUGGCGACAGCGAGAAGAAGUCGAUCGAGGUCGAGACCCACGAGAAGGUUUAA
This is a messenger RNA of Parascedosporium putredinis, 1407 nucleotides long. NCBI's taxonomy places the organism in Eukaryota, Fungi, Ascomycota, Sordariomycetes, Microascales, Microascaceae. The record is from the annotation of a GenBank genome assembly.